Molecule: messenger RNA, 524 nt
Organism: Meloidogyne enterolobii
Lineage: Eukaryota; Metazoa; Nematoda; Chromadorea; Rhabditida; Meloidogynidae
Source: the annotation of a GenBank genome assembly
UGAAAAGAAUGCCCCUAAUUAUGGGUUCCCUUCACUGGAACACCCUAUUUUUCCGACUCCAAGGAUGUUUGUCCGACUGUAAUAAAGAUCCGACUAUAAUUAAAAGAAAUUCUAAGAAUUCACUAAAUUCACUAAAUAACAAAAUAAACAAAAAAAUAUUUAGAAAUCAACAGGAAGACAUGCUUUUAUUACAACCCCGCCGUCGUAGACUUAUGUCAACUGCAACUGGGCCAGAAAUGUCUGGAGGAGCACAUUCAAAUAAAGCCUUUCAUUUUGAUGAGUUUUAUAGAGAUAAAGCCCCUGUUGUUUCUGAUGACGAUGAAAAUAAUAAUAAUAUUGUUCCAGUAUAUAAUCACAAUCCAAGUAGAAGAAUUAGUGUUGUUUAUAAUGAUGGAGGAGGGCCUACACGUAUUUUGGAUAGUAUAAAACGAAAAUUUUCUCGAGCAGCUCCAACAGGCGGUAGUCGAAGUGGAGAACAUGAUUUUGAAAAAUCUUUUGAAAGAACACAAAGGCAGGGAUUUUAA